Drosophila sulfurigaster albostrigata is the source of this 2494-nucleotide messenger RNA. RefSeq lists its product as uncharacterized. Gene Ontology annotation, molecular function: DNA-binding transcription factor activity, RNA polymerase II-specific; RNA polymerase II cis-regulatory region sequence-specific DNA binding; SMAD binding. Gene Ontology annotation, cellular component: nucleus; transcription regulator complex. The record is from RefSeq and is a predicted model, not a curated record. Gene Ontology annotation, biological process: negative regulation of transcription by RNA polymerase II; negative regulation of BMP signaling pathway. Lineage: Eukaryota; Metazoa; Arthropoda; Insecta; Diptera; Drosophilidae.
AUAAAUAUAUUCAUAUCGAAUAUUUUGGUUUUAAAUAUGACAAACGAUUUAGGUACGUCUGUCUGACCGCCUGCCUAUGAAAAACUAUCAUAAAUGGCGUUUCCUGAGCCCAUUGGGAGAUCUCCACGAUCUCCAACUCACUUAAAUGGAAUGGAAAAUAACCCAAUAGCCGUAAACCAAAAAUUAAAUAACGUAAGUUCAGUAUUACUUUAUGGCAUACCUAUUGUAUCACUAUACAUUGAGGGUCAAGAACGAUUGUGUUUGGCGCAAAUCUCAAAUACUCUCCUAAAGCAAUUCAGUUACAAUGAAAUCCACAAUCGCCGCGUAGCUCUAGGUAUAACGUGUGUGCAGUGCACUCCCGUUCAAUUGGAGAUUCUGCGAAGAGCAGGCGCAAUGCCAGUGAGUUCGCGCCGAUGUGGAAUGAUAACACGCCGCGAGGCUGAACGCUUAUGUAAAAGUUUCUUGGGCGAUAAUACGCCACCACGACUUCCCGACGAUUUUGCGUUCAACGUGCAGCACAAAUGCGCCUGGGGAUGUCGAGGAUCUUUGCCAUCACGCUACAACUCAUCACGUGCCAAAUGCAUCAAGUGUACCUUCUGUGGCAUGUUUUCACCAAACAAAUUCAUAUUUCAUUCCCAUCGACUAACCAGCAACGAUCGAUAUAUCCAGCCAGAUGCGGCGAACUUCAAUUCUUGGCGUCGACACAUGACACUUUGUGGACAUGGGCAGGAUGAAAUUGUGCAUGCGUGGGAGGACGUGAAAGCUAUGUUUAAUGGUGGCACAAGAAAACGACUUGUAGGCUGCAGCAACAGUAGCCGAAAUUCACCAAAUUCCCAAGAAGGGUCGGCUCUAAAGUUACGAACAUCAGCAGCAACCACCAGACUGGAGGCUACAACUGAAUGUGAGAUGGAUGCUAAAAGGAAGAAAUAGAAUAUGCAAAAAUCAAUAGACCAUCAAUACAAUUAUAAUACUGUAGCUGCCGCUGCUGCCGCCGUUGUUGGGGUGACAGCAACAGUAGCCACCACAGUUGGGGUGCCGUUCAAUCUACACCAUCGGUCACUGCGCAACGAGCACGAUCUAUCGAUAAUGCCACUGUCACGAAAUUUCGUUGUCGAUUACACAAUGUGGCAACAGCACCAGCAACAGCACCAUGGAAAACGCAACGAGUCUUGCCCAAUGCCUUGGAUAAGGCCGGAAAUUAACUUCGUUGCCCCUUUAAAUGCAACUAUUGUGAAAAAUGAAUCACAGCAUGCCACUCAUUGCAACAACGCUAUAGACAAGAAUGUAAAUAAUAAUAGCACGGAAUAUUUGGAUUUCAAUGUACCAUCGAUAUUAAACUCAUCCGCUUUUAAGCCUGUUGUGGCUUCCACUGCAAUUGUAUCGGCGUCUUUAUAUGCAACGCGCUCAAAUGAUUCGAACAGUACCAUUUAUAAAGGAUCUGCUCAAUCGACAAAAACAUCAACCGUUUUUUCUCAUAAUAUUAGUACUACUGUUGCAAAUGGCUGCGAAUUCCACAAACCUAUAUCUAGCGCUUUUUCGCCAAUUUUAGAUUCCAUUAACAUGUGCACUGAAAUCGAUCAACAAGACUCUAAUAACACAAUUUCCACCGCAUCCAAUGAUCUAAAAAAUCAAUGUUUAAGCCCAACAUACGACAGAAAUAUGACAAGCAAUGCGGCCGACAAUGAGGACGAUGAAGUAGUCGAUAUUGAAACAACAGAAGAUGACAAUCAAAUAGUAUCUGUGUCUUUAAAGGAUGAUGGUGCUUUCAAUGUUGUUUGCUCUUCUCAUUCAUUAGACUAUGUAUCAUCAUCCCUCAGUGCCGACCAUUCGCCUUCUGGGAGUCCAACCGUCGAUAUCGAUGUCGAUGGAUCCACUACUGAUCCUGAAGACCAAAUUGAGUUCAAAUCAAAUACUAUACACUCACAAGACAUAAACACGUCAUUAAGUCGAUCAAAUAUUAAAAUGAAUUACCAUCAUAAUCACGAAAACGAUAAAAUUAUUGUAAAUGAUGUUGAAGAAAUUCGCCCAAGUUAUUUUAAAUAUAGUAAUGAGGUUACUAAAGGAGUUAAUGGAAUGUCAAAAAUAUUAUCUCGGAAAAAAUGCGUAAAUCCUCAAAAAAAAAAUGGAAAACUAUUGUCGAAACUAGAUGCGGACAGCAUUUUUGGUAAUCAGUCCAGUUUACAUAUUCCCUUUCCAGUACUUUUUAAGUCGCAUUUAAAUUGUAUUCGCCAACGCCACCAAUUCCACGGACAAUCCAGUCCCAACACGCCAGGUCUAUUAUAUUGUUGUGAUACCACUGGCAACGCGAAUGAUAGUAACUCGGAUAUACUAAACGCGUAAUCUUCGAAACAAAAUAUAAUAAUUUUUAAAUUUCAUUUGUAAAUUGAUUAUAACUAAUAUGUAUAUUGCUUAAGACUCGACUGUAAUAAAUAAAGAUAAAGAAACGAUUUUUAAAUUAUUUCUUAUCAUAUCCCUUACAGAAUAAAUUAUACAA